Messenger RNA from Paramecium primaurelia, 468 nucleotides. NCBI's taxonomy places the organism in Eukaryota, Ciliophora, Oligohymenophorea, Peniculida, Parameciidae. The record is from the annotation of a GenBank genome assembly.
AUGUACAAAAAUGGAUUAGAAAGUUAAUAAUUUUGGAAGAAAGUGAAUGGAAAAAACAAUUUACUUAUGAUAUUUCAAUCAAAAAGUGAUUAAAUUUUUGAAGCAUAUUCUCCUCGUAAAUGGAAAUCUUGUAAUGGGAAGUUCGUAGAAGAUAAUCCAUUGUCAUCUUUUAUAUUUUCAUAAAAUCAUGAUCAAGUUUAUCCUUUAAAGUAGAAUGAAAAAAAUACGCUAUAUAUUGUAAUUCACAAUUAGGACCUACGUUCGGUUAUGGCGAUAUUGAAAUAGAUAGCAAUUGUUAAUUUGGCUAUUCUAGAUUAGGUACAUCAUAUUAAUUUGACUGAUUCAAUUAAAAACAGGAUUUAUUGGAUGAUGAGAAUGAUGAGGAUAAUGAGGAUAAUGAGAAUAAUUAAUAUUUAUUUGGAUCAAGAAAUAAUAGAAUGUGAUAUAUAUCAAUUAUAAUUUUUUUGA